AUGAGAAAUGAAGCGUACGAUCCAGAACGACCAGAUCUGUUUAUAAGAGCGCCAAGGAGGUGGGAUCAACCCCCUGCAGUCGAAAAUUUAGGAGAAAUUCCGAAUGAUUUGAUAAACGAGGAAUUAGUGCAGGAGGCUUUAAUAGUGCCAAUUCAGCCCGUUCCACUCGUCAACGAUUCGAAUGAAGCUGUAGGCAAUUACAUCCGCACCCACACUCGGUCACAGUUGAUUAUGAGAACACCACCGGUUGGUCUAAUAGAUAAACCAUUACCUGUGCUGGAAGAAGUACCGUUACCAGCGCCCCGACGCCGCAUUGCACACAUUCCGCGGCAAUUGCCACCAGUGUCAGCAGCAGUGCCAGCACCAGUACGAGCACCGCGGCAAUUGCCACCAGUGUCAGCAGCAGUGCCAGCACCGAGAGCUACUCCAGCACCAGUACGAGCACCGCGGCAAUUGCCACCAGUGCCAGCACCGCGACAAUUGCCACCAGUGUCAGCAGCAGUGCCAGCACCGAGAGCUACUCCAGCACUAGUACGAGCACCGCGGCAAUUGCCACCAGUGCCAGCACCGCGGCGUGCGAUUCAAAUUAAUGCUCGUCCCCUUCGAGGAAAUAGAGGUCGUCGUUUGUCAAAGUUGCAGCAUGAAGGUAACGAGGUGCCAUUCCCCGCAACUCCUCCAGGGCCGACCCAGUCACCGUGGCACCAGGUGGUGAAUCCGCUACCACCUUCGGCGGAAGUCGGGACGCCACCGCAGUCACCUCUGCAUGAGAUGGCACUCCAGUGGCGUCCAUUUUCACCGCCGUGGAUGCUGGUGGAGAGGCCGCCGACACCACUGCCCAGGUCACCGACACCUCAACCUAGGAUGGAAUCGGAGUCUCCCCCACCUUUUAUUCAGUUGGGGCCUCCGAGCCCAGGUAUAAGAAUUUUAGUUUGUGCAGAGAUGAAGCGUAAGGCGAAGACCACCGAUGGACCACGUAAGCAUCCAAAUUACGGUACAAUCCUAGAUGAGAGUGACGUAACUGUUACUCUCAUCAAGGAGGCUCUAGAGUUGAUUCCUCUUUUAGACGACGUCAAUUUAAGACGUUCAUUCGUUGAGAUGGGUUGUAGAAUGCUCACCACAACAUGA
Molecule: messenger RNA, 1125 nt
Organism: Leptopilina heterotoma
Lineage: Eukaryota; Metazoa; Arthropoda; Insecta; Hymenoptera; Figitidae
Product: proline-rich protein 36-like
Exons: 5
Coding region: 1-1125 (374 amino acids)
Source: RefSeq, a predicted model, not a curated record